AUGGCUGAAGCAAGAUCAAGUUUCAGUGGUUCAUCAUCAGCUGAACAUCUUGCCGGUGUUGCAAAUGAAGAAGCUGACGAUGUGGAACUUCAUCAACGGCUAGAAAAAAUUGAACGUGAAAUAAUCGAUUUAACAUUUGAAAAUAAUAUUUUCGAACUAAACUUGGAACGAAAAAAGUCUGAACCAAUCACAGUACCAGCUACAACAACAGCUGCAGUUAGUUCUUCUCAAGCAACAACACCAACAGGUUCAUCUCAAGAUUUAACAGCAGCUGGUGGUACAAGUCGAAGUGAUCGUUUUGCACGUAAACGAUCAAAAUCACGAAGUACACAAGGUGACUUUCGUAUACAAUUAACACUUGAACAAAAACUUGAUAUUAUUACAACGGAAUAUGAACAGAUGCGAAAUGAAAAAAAUCGUCGUGAAGCAGCAAGUGAAAAAAAAAUCGAUCAACUUGAGUCUGAUGCUGAAUGGAUUGAUAUUGAAAUAAAAGAUUUCGAAUCAGCUAUAGUUGAAUUUCUUAAAACAAAAGAAUCUUCAAUUGAUAAACGUACACAUAAAAUAAUUGGUGAAAAAAUUGAUCGUUAUUUUAAUGAACGUAUUAAAGCACGUGAAUCAUUAAUAAAUAAAUUACGUGAUCGUUCAUCAGGUUUAAAAAGACAAAUUGUACGUUUAGAAACACAAUUAAGACAAAAAGAAGAAAUGGGUGAAACGUUACAUGAAGUCGAUUUUAAUCAAUUGAAAAUUGAAAAUAAACAAUAUUUAGAUAAAAUUGAUGAAAAAAAUGUUGAACUUAUUUUACUUAAACGACAAGUUGGUAAAGCAACACAAUCACUUAAUCGUUAUAAAGAUGAUUUAAAUAAACAAAUUAAAGAUUUAAUUGAUAUUGAACAACGUAUUGGUAAACAAAGUAGUUUAUAUACACGUGCUGAACAAGAAAUGAUUGAUGCCACAUAUGAACAAUCACGUGCUGCAAAAGUACAUCAUCAUCUUGCUGAACAGACAGAAGAUUAUCAAGUACCAGAAGUAUUAGAUUAUGUGAAAAAGAAAGCUUUACUUUAUAAUCUUGAACGUGAUUGUGAAGUUUGGGCAAGAAAAGUUGAAAUUGCUUCAAAUAAUUUAAAUUUUAUUGGCAUUCAUUGGAGUGUGACUUAUUUAAUUGAGUAG
Rotaria sp. Silwood1 is the source of this 1167-nucleotide messenger RNA. The record is from the annotation of a GenBank genome assembly. Lineage: Eukaryota; Metazoa; Rotifera; Eurotatoria; Philodinida; Philodinidae.